AUGUUCCGCUGCGGGAUCGCCUAUCCACGCUGCAGGUGGAUCGUGCCCCUGCUGCUGCUAUUCGCCAUCAUCUUCGACAUCAUCGCCAUCGCCGCCACGUCUGGCUGGGUGACGGACGAGGAGGGCAAGACGCACUACGCCAGCAUGUGGGAGCAAUACCACGGACGAAACGACCAGUGGGAGGGCAAGUCCCUCAUGGAGUUCCCGUGGGCGCAAGCAGUGGCGGCCCUUAUGAUCCUCGGCCUCCUUAUCCUCAUCGGCGCCUUCAUCCUUUCCUGCGUAGCUCUAUGCUGCACACUCAAUGUCACACUGCUGCCGGUCAUUGGAAUCAUGCUCAUUGUUGUCGUGGUGCUCCAGAUUAUUGCCCUGAUCAUCUACCCGGUCAAGUUCAACGAGGAGAUCUUUGAGGGUCACUACUACUAUACGUGGGCGUACGGCUUUGGCUGGGGCGCCACACUGCUGUGCAUUGGCUGCGCCGUACUCUUCUGCUGCUUGCCGCGCUAUGAGGACGAGCUCACUGGCCUGGCCAAGACAAAGUACAUCUACACAUCCGCCUAA
Nerophis lumbriciformis (worm pipefish) is the source of this 558-nucleotide messenger RNA. NCBI's taxonomy places the organism in Eukaryota, Metazoa, Chordata, Actinopteri, Syngnathiformes, Syngnathidae. The record is from RefSeq and is a predicted model, not a curated record.